Molecule: messenger RNA, 2717 nt
Organism: Platichthys flesus (European flounder)
Lineage: Eukaryota; Metazoa; Chordata; Actinopteri; Pleuronectiformes; Pleuronectidae
Gene: adob
Product: 2-aminoethanethiol (cysteamine) dioxygenase b
Exons: 1
Coding region: 101-859 (252 amino acids)
Cellular component (GO): mitochondrion
Molecular function (GO): oxidoreductase activity, acting on single donors with incorporation of molecular oxygen, incorporation of two atoms of oxygen
Source: RefSeq, a predicted model, not a curated record
CAUCGCUCUACUAGACGAUCUGUGCAGCUAGCAGUGGUGCUAAGCUAACCAGCGGUCGGUGGAGUCGGUGGUGACCGGGCAGAGUCGUUCCGCCUCCGGUAUGAUGCCAGGUGACAGCGACAUGAGCUCCAUCGUCCAGAGAAUCGCCCGCCAGGCUCUCGCCACGUUCCGCAACCAGCCCCAGGUCGGAGGGGCCGACGCCGGGAAGUGUUUUCUGGAGAACCUCGGUGAGCUCAAAAGUCUGAUGACGGAAGUGCGAGCGGCGGACCUGAAGCUCGCCCCGCGGAGAGCCGAGGACAGCCCGUCCGGUGUGGCCCCGGCGCUCCCCUACCCCCACGGAGCGCCGCCGGUCACCUACAUGCACAUCUGCGAGACUGACCACUUCAGUAUGGGGGUGUUCCUGCUGAAGAGCGGAGCCUCCAUCCCGCUGCACGACCACCCGGAGAUGCACGGUGUCCUCAAGGUCCUGUACGGGAAGGUCAGGAUCCGCUGCUUCGACCGGCUGGAGCGGCCGAGCAGCGGCUCCACUGCGGCGCCCCUGCCGGCCCAGGUGGGCUCUCUGCGGCGCUCCGUGCUCCGCUCCACCGGGGAGUUCACGGAGGAGUGCGGGCCCUGCGUCCUCUCCCCUGACCGGGACAACCUCCACCAGAUCGACGCUGUGGACGGCCCCACGGCGUUCAUGGACAUCCUGGCCCCGCCGUACGACCCGGACGACGGCCGGGACUGUCACUACUACCGGGUCCUGGAGGCGGAUCCCGCGGAGCAGAAGGAGAAGGAGCUCUGGCUCAUGGAGAUCUCACAGCCGCCGGACUUCUGGUGCGGAGGAGAACCGUACCCGGGCCCGGAGGUCUCCCUCUGAUACGUCCGAAUAACGUCUUCUUCUUUCGGCCUGGUCUGGUUCAGUGACCUCGGACAAACUGGGGCUAAAUCUGUAAUCCAUGUGUGUGUGGAGCAUGUUGAGCCGUGCCGGGCCGUGCCAGGCCAGACUGAGGGUCAACACCUCAUGAAUGUAUCGGUGCAGGUGGAGGAAACCGCCUGGUGGACUGUGCUGCAAAGAUUGAAUUGAAUUAAAAUUAUAAUAAUAUUCGAGAAAGUUUCCUCUAUCAGCUUCUGAGGCUCCUCUAACCUCCUCCAUCAGAAAGGGACUCAAACCAUUUACAUUAGGUUUUGCUCCUUCACCAUUAAUUCAGUUAGAAAACAGUUCCGCCUCUGAGUUGAGGAGCAGCUAAAACUUAGUUUUACACACACACACUUCUGUCCUGGAUCCAGUUUGAUUCCACGAGAAACUGAAGAAAUGUUUCAUCUUCAGGUUAAAGGGUUCAAAAACAGAAAAGUCCCUUGAUUGGACUUUGAGCAGACGAAUGUGUACAAACAAAAUAGUAAUAAAAAAGACCCCAGAGAGAUUAUUGAUGCCAAGAGCUGAAAGAUUGAUGAUGUGCAGGGGCCUGAUGCUGCGUUCAAGAAGAGUCGGAGGUCGCUGCUUCUAGUUUGUAUUCCAACUAAAUUCAGGGGAAACUCAUUGAAAGAGUUUCUGUGAAAUCUAGGGACAUCCUGCAUGAAAGAACACUGAAUUAUAUGGCUUAAUUAUCAAUUGUACUGGGAUUUCCAGACGUGUGACUGCACCUGAACGCAGCAUUAACCUGCCCUGAGCUGAAAUGUCCCUGCUGCUGGUGGAAGUUGCCCUGGGCCACUGAGGUUAAGGCAUCCAUGUUUGUUAAUCGUCUUCCUGCUUAAGGUUUAGUCCUGUUUAUUUGUCAGAUGGAAAAAAAAAACGUGUGAAUCUUCAGGUUUAUUCUUUAGUUUUGACAGAAAAUCGUCUAAAGCUGCAGGUUUUCUUGUGAUUAGGCCUCGAGAGUUUGCUCCUCGGGGCUGUUUGUGAUUCGCUGACUGAUUGUGUGUAAAGAUGUGCACUAGUUCCCUCGCUUGAGCUCCAGCGUCGGAGAAGACCGAAUAAGAAGUUGUUCAUGUCACAGUUGGAGGUUUUGGAUUUAAUCAGACAUUCGAGGAGAAUGUGAAGCUGUUUUCAGACGUGAAACAUCUGGAGAAUAUGGUCUGUUGGCCUUUCUCACCAAAAGCUCUGGAAUCCAAGUUGACGUCUUCAUCUUCUGCGUGUAUGGCUCUUCUUCUUCAUCCAGAGAUAUUUGUGUUCUUCCAGUUUCACGGCCAUCCUGGGUUUGAAACCUCAUCAACACGUCCACUCUCCCACUGUGGAUUUUCCAGACAUUCAAGGCUGCAGGAAAAGUUCCAGAAAUUAGCCAGAGACACUGACUCAGACAUUUGUUCUCACACACAGAACCUCCAGAACAUUUCAGGAACUUGUCCAGACUCCAGGUCUGAAAACAACUUGAUGGUGUGAUUUAUAAUAAUGGAAACAAACUGCUGAACAAAUCUGCUACUAAAAAAAUCAGCACUUAAAAGUGAAAUAAUAUGAAGGUUCGGUGAAAGGCGACAGAAAAGCACUUAGAGCCACGUGAAGAGUUCAGCUCCUGAAAUGUGGGAGAUAGAGACUAUGAAAUGAUUCAUCUUAUAUUCUACUCUAUUUUUUGAAAAUAGUGAAAACUUACCAGAGUUGCUGCAUGAUUGAAUUUCUGAAUGUUGAUUCGCAGACGACUGGUCCUUUAAUCAGCUCUUGAAAUCAGACCAGAGAAUCUGAUUCUGUAUCGAUGUUUCUGCCAUGAAGAUUUUCUCUGUUCAUAUAAAGCGUGCUGUUUAUUUUG